Messenger RNA from Phragmites australis (common reed), 1316 nucleotides. RefSeq lists its product as uncharacterized. NCBI's taxonomy places the organism in Eukaryota, Viridiplantae, Streptophyta, Magnoliopsida, Poales, Poaceae. The coding region runs from base 73 to 1080 and encodes 335 amino acids. The record is from RefSeq and is a predicted model, not a curated record. Gene Ontology annotation, molecular function: hydrolase activity. The transcript is spliced from 3 exons.
CUAAACGCGCGGCUGUGCAGCCAAUGCAGAGGGUGGGCUAUCUCCCGCGCGCGACACUCCGAGUUUCCCUCGAUGGCGCCCGCGGCCGCCGCAGCAGUCGCAGCGGCUCGCCCUUCUUUCCCCCGCGCGUCGUCCCAGCGGGGCCGUGCCUGCUCGCUACGGUGCGCCGCGCCGAGCUCACGCACCGCCACACGUUUGUCCUCUCCGUGUGAUACUAGUAGCUCGCGUUCUCCGCUCUAUGACGUGACGAUUUCAGUUCCCAUACAGAAAUCCUGCUGCGCCGGCCAUCCCCGGAGUCAGCAGCGGCAGGGACGACGACCGCGCUGCAGCCAGAGCGAGGUGGCGAGCGGCAGCGCCGUCGACGACGACGAGGCGUGCGAUCUGGUGAGCGGCGCUGACCUCGUCAUCGGCGAGGGCGAGGACAGCUUCCGCGCGUACCUCCUCAAGGCCGUCAAGGACAACAACGGCACUGGCGUCCUCCUCCUCUCCGACAUCUUCGGCUUCGAGGAGUCCGCCACCCGGGACUUCGCCUACCGCGUCGCCUGCAACGGCUACAAUGUCCUGGUGCCGGACCUGUUCCGCGGGAACCCGUGGAAGCUGAGCCUCCCGUUCGACGAAGGCUUCGAGCGGUGGCUGGCCGGGCAAUCUCCGGGGCGGGUGUCGGGCGACAUCGACGCGUGCACGAGGUGGCUGGUGGACGAGUUCACUGCGGCAGGGGUGUCCAGGAAGCUGAGCGUGGUCGGGUUCUGCUACGGCGGCGGGCGCCUCGUGGAGACGCUGGCGCGCGACGGCGACGCCUGCUUCAGCGCGGGCGUCUGCUUCUACGGGUCCGGGAUGGAUGCGUGCCUGGGGGACCGGAUCGCCGCGCCCGUGCUGUUCGUGUGCGGCGACGGGGACCCGCUCUGCCCCGUGGAGACGGUUCGGGAUCUGGAGAGGCGCGCGAAGGGUGCCAAAGCCGCCGUGUACGCCGGCAGGGGCCACGGGUUCGCGCACCGGCCGCAGUCGCUGGAGGACGACGCCGACGCCGAGGACGCGUUCAACGCGAUGCGAGGGUGGCUGCACGACCACCUACUCGCCUGACCAGCCGGCGUGUCUGUCGAUUGUUAACGUACGUGCCAACUGGUAAUGUGCAUAGGUCCGUUUGUUUAUCAGUGGCAGAGCAGGAUUACGGUGCAGGAUAUUCAGCGAAAUUCCAAUGGUAAAUGCGAAAAAUUGUAUUUGCGCGCACAUCUGUCUGGGUGAUUCUGAAACUGUUGAGUCUUGAGGGCAUGAACUCUACUACUCUAGUGCUUGAUGUAGCUAUUCAGACUUGCCCA